Messenger RNA from Cataglyphis hispanica, 1116 nucleotides. RefSeq lists its product as uncharacterized. Gene Ontology annotation, biological process: DNA integration. Lineage: Eukaryota; Metazoa; Arthropoda; Insecta; Hymenoptera; Formicidae. The transcript has a single exon. Gene Ontology annotation, molecular function: nucleic acid binding. The record is from RefSeq and is a predicted model, not a curated record. The coding region runs from base 1 to 1116 and encodes 371 amino acids.
AUGACGGAACUCGAAAAAUUCUAUUACAAUCCCUCGCAUUAUGCUGGAUAUUCAGCGACGGCCAAUUUGUCGCGAGCUGCUAAACCGAAUUUCACGCGUAACGAAGUCAUCGACUGGCUUAAAUCGCAAGAUGCGUACACGCUGCAUCGUCCAGUGCGCCGAAAAUUUCCGCGUUUACAUUAUAAUGUGACAAACAUCGAUGACUUAUGGGAGGCUGAUUUGAUCGAUCUACGUAAUCUUAAAAGCUACAAUGACGGCUAUUCAUAUUUAUUGACGGUUAUCGACGCCCUUAGUAAAUUUGUUUGGGUAGAACCUUUACGUGAUAAGACAGGUAGCUGUGUAGUAAAAGCCUUUCAACGCAUAUUCUCGAGAAACAAUGACCGUUUACCCGUAUACCUGCAAACCGACAAAGGUAAAGAAUUUAUCGCUCGUCAUGUACAAAAUUUCUUAAAAGAAAAAGAUAUUCGUUUUCGCGUAACGCGUAAUCCCGAUAUCAAAGCAGCUAUAGUGGAACGAUUUAAUAGAACGCUCAAGGAACGGAUGUGGCGUUAUUUUACACAUAAAAAUAUGAGGCGUUACAUAGAUGUUUUACAGGAUAUCGUUCGCGCUUACAAUCACACGCGUCACUCCACCAUCAAAAUGCAGCCUGCAGUCGUUACGCUAGAAAAUGCACGUGUAGCGCGUAAAAAUAUGAUUCGUCGUUGGAAUGACAUCAAGCAGAAAAAGAAUCGCGGUCGUAGACAAAAGGCUAAAUAUAACGCGGGUGAUUUUGUACGGGUCAGUAGAGCAAAGAUAGCCUUUGAGAAAGGAUACGAAACAAAGUGGAGCGAAGAAAUAUUUCGAAUUCACCGUGUUCUCGAAUGGAGAAAACCGCGCGUAUACGAACUAAGCGAUUUAGCGGGUGAAGUUAUAGACGGGCUUUUUUACGAACAAGAAUUAGCGCCGGUUAUUAAAGACUUGCAGGGGGAAGAAUUUAUCGUCGAGCGUGUGAUAAAAAGCAAGGGUCGUGGAAAUAAAAAACAAUUAUUAGUUAGCUGGCAAGGAUAUCCUUCAAAAUUCGAUUCUUGGAUACCCGCUGAGAGCUUAAAGAUUUUGGAUAAAAAUGAGGGAGGAUGA